CCGAUGGUGAUGACAUCACAUCCUCUUUGUAAACAUCCAUCCAUGCAUCCAUUUUCUGAGCCGCUUCUCCUCACACGGGUCGCGGGCGUGCUGGAGCCUAUCCCAGCUGUCAUCGGGCAGGAGGCGGGGUACACCCUGAACUGGUUGCCAGCCAAUCGCAGGGCACAUACAAACAAACAACCAUUCGCAUUCACAGUCACAGUCACAGUCACACCGACGGGCAAUUUAGAGUCUCCAAUUAAUGCGUGUUUUUGGGAUGUGGGAGGAAACCGGAGUGCCCGGAGAAAACCCACGCAGGCACAUGCAAACUCCACACAGGAUUGAACCCGGGUCCUCAGAACUGCGAGGCUGACGCUCUAACCAGUCGCCCACCGUGCCGCCUCUUUGUAAACAACAUAUUCAAAUUGAAUUUGUACUCAGCUGGGACACAACAGGCCCAACAGGUCGCUCCAGUCGGUCCUCUCGGCUUUUAUUUCUGGAGCGACUCGGGCUCCGACAAGACGUUCGCUUUCCUUCCCUAACGUGUCGCACGCUCAGGAGCCGCCAUGUCGUCCAAGAUGGUGAUCAACCAGCCUCAGCCCGUGAUGGUUCACCGAGAGUCCAACAAGUGGGGCAGCGGCAUCUGCGACUGCUGCAACGACGUACCCAUGUGCUGCUGUGCGUUCUGGUGCUUGCCUUGCUUCGCCUGCAUGACGGCCAAAAAGUACGGCGAGUGCCUCUGCCUCCCCCUGGUGGACGUACUGCUGAGCCCCUGUGUCCCUCCCGUCACCAUGUCCAUGAGGGUGUCUAUGCGCCAACUCUACGGCAUACGGGGCUCCAUGUUCAAUGACUGCGUGUGCGCCACCUUCUGUUCGGCGUGCGUGUGGUGUCAGAUGGCGCGCGAAAUGAAGGAGCGAGUCAUCGAAAUCGUGCUGGUUAACAAACACACCAAGACUUUCGCGUAGCAACAGCGGUACGUUUCAGAGUGAAAAACCACACUACGUAAAAGGCGCAUAGGCUGUGUUCGGAAUCCUUCGCUCAUUCCCGACUCCAUAAUUCCUAUACAGUGAUACCUCGGCUUCCGAGUGCCACGUAAAUAGAGCCAUUUAUAUUCUAAUUCAGAUUUAUUGAGCUGUCGUCAUUAAUCUGCUAACACUGUCACUCAGUCACCCCCUUGAGGAUCUCGAUGGUACCACAAGACAAAAUGCACCUUUGCUAUCGUAUUUUCACGACCAUAGGGCGCACCGUAUUAAAAGGCGCAGUCUCACGUACGCGGUCUAUUUCUGUAUUUAACACAUACAUAAGGCGCACCGUAUUAUUGGGCAUGGUCAAACAUACGCUAGCUUAAAACAUACGGUAGCAUGCAUGCACGCGAAAACAAUGUUUUUAAAAAGGCAGCGGGAGCAAAACUAAGUUUGGUUGUACUUAAUUGAAGUAUUUAAGAACGUACUCACCUUAUUUUUUGAUCAAUCCUCAUCCACAAAUCCAUCCAAGUCCUCAUGUUCUGUAUCCGAAAUGAACAGCUGGGCAAGUUCUCCAUCAAACACGCCGGGUUCCCUCUCGUCAUUGUCGGAGUCAGUCUCGUUGCCGGGGGGAUCCUCAGAAGCUCGUUUUCCUGCAUGCUCCACUUGCGAACCGUGGAUUCGUUGAUCUUGAAUUGUUCCUCCGCCUAACUGAUAGCUUGCAGUUUAAACUGCGCUUCGUAAGCGCGUCUAUUCGUAGGUGCAGUUUUUCGAUUGCGGUCAAGCCAGCCGCCCCUAAUUUUGUUCAUUACGGUAAUAAGUCGCCAACUCGCGGCGAAAGCCACCUUCAAAAUAAAAACUUCCCAAUAAUACGGAUGUCAAUGCUCUUUGGUUAAGGAAUGCAACUCCACUAAAAGAGGUUUGAUGAAGAUCUGAUAUUGUAUUUCAAAAUAAAAGUCUCCGAAAACGAAUAAACUACACUUUUUUAAUGCAUCUCAAGAUUCAAUUAACCUUGCUGGUUGCAUUCCUUUAUCGAAGAGCAUUGACAAACCGAUGUUGUUUUGCACAAUGCACAUACCGGCGCUAUAUGCCUACUGGGGGCGUGCCUCCACGCGCACCCUUCCCCCUUUAAUGCGGUCCUCAGCCACGUCCGCUUUUCCUCUGGAUAAGCAGCGUGUCGGCAGGAAAUGCUCCCAGUCAGUCAAGCGGAGCGCUCAUCACACAACAUUUAUAGAUUUUGGAACUCGGUGCACACAUAAGGCGCCGCCGCAUUAUAAGGCGCACCGUCCAUUUUGGAGAAAAUUUAACACUUUUAAGUGUGCCUCAUGCUCGUGAAAAUACAAUAACUAAAUAAAAAUUAAUUAUUUCAUCCCGAGCAAUGACAUGUUUGAUUAUAUUUUUUCUUUAAAUUAUUACCCAAAUGAUUGAUGGGUACUUUUAUUUUUUUCAUUUCUCAAUAUGUAUCUUGACUGUUGUUUUCAGCUAAAUAUAAAUAAUAUCAGCAGGUAUGCUCAAUUUUUCUGACUCUUUUUGUUUUAAUUCAAACACCUUACCAUAUGUAAAAAAAAAAAAAAAGAACAGCUCACAUGGGCUGGAAGGCAGACAAAACAAAAAAAAAACUAACAAAAAAAAAAAACUGCAACUGUUUUGUUGACAUUUGUUUUCAUGAAAAGUAGUUAAGAACAGAUGCAGGAGACGAAAAGAACUUCUGUUCUCAAUGAAAAUAAAUGUUAAGAUUAAGUUUCAACGGUUAUGUAAGGAGUUAUCAAUGAUGUUCCAAAUGAUUGUUUUUGUUUUGUUUUUAAUGAUGGAAGUGAAAUAAGGUAAAUUUAAUAAACAUUUGUUAUUCGGGCAAUGUAAAGAUUAGCUUUAGAAACAGAAAUAUAAAACUUUUUUGGGGUGGCGUUGUGUAUGCCCACUUGUUGACAUCUGUACAAAAACAUGGAAGCCGUGCUUCUAAAGACAAAAUAAAUGGAAUAUGUUGAAGACCA
Phyllopteryx taeniolatus (common seadragon) is the source of this 2932-nucleotide messenger RNA. Its product is annotated as cornifelin homolog B-like. Lineage: Eukaryota; Metazoa; Chordata; Actinopteri; Syngnathiformes; Syngnathidae. The record is from RefSeq and is a predicted model, not a curated record. The coding region runs from base 546 to 944 and encodes 132 amino acids. The transcript is spliced from 4 exons.